Molecule: messenger RNA, 734 nt
Organism: Rhopalosiphum maidis (corn leaf aphid)
Lineage: Eukaryota; Metazoa; Arthropoda; Insecta; Hemiptera; Aphididae
Exons: 3
Coding region: 51-734 (227 amino acids)
Source: RefSeq, a predicted model, not a curated record
GCUCGGACGUGGUUCGACGAUAUUCUAGUUUUUCCGGUCAGUUCCGGAGAAUGGAAGCGUUCAGGAACGCUGCGCGCAAGGUCGUGAGCAGAUCGUCCGAUGACCAACAAUUGGAGUGCUCGCUCAUGGCGUCGGUCCAGAAGCAGCUGACCGAAGUUGCGGACGCCGUGACCUCGGUGUGGCCACUUGCUCAGUUGUCGGACCUAGAGAGACGCGAAUGCGCCAAGACUUCGGCCGUAAGACGAUUUCCGGCGAGAAGCAUCGUCUACGAUGACGAUCGUAACUCCAACGAGGCGAAUGCUUACUUCGUGCUCGAAGGUCGGUGCACUUGCAUGCAGCGACUUCAUGUCCGCAAGACGACAGUAAACGGCCGCAACCGUUUUGCACUGAUCCGAGAUCAUAAUGGCGAUGGCCAAUCACAUUUGGACAUACAGGGAAAUGUGCAGACGGUCUACAUGAAGAUGUCUAAUCUACGUCCGGGUUCGGUUUUUGGUCUGGGCGAAAGGCGUUCGGGUCGGAUGGUGAUAGCCACGGCCGAUGUCAAGUGUCUGCUCGUCCCGUUGUCGUUCCUCGCAAAACACAACGGGUCUAACAUCUGGGGAAGGACCGUGUGCUCUCUGGACGGUACCAAUCCGACGGUCGAGCAGUCGUUCCGGAAGUUCGUCGUGGAAAACAGAUGGGAAGAGUACAAGAAGUCGUUAGCGGGCGACUUGUUCCGGAAACGCCGACCAUAG